ACGGUAUCUGUUCGUUUUACGCGUAAUAUUACAGUUCCAAUUCUUAAUUGGCUGAACAUUAACUAUCGUUUAUUCCCUAAUUGUAGAUCCAUAAAUUUUGUUUUUAAAAAACUUUGUUUAAUUCAAGUGUCAGUGAUAGUGUUUCCUAAUUUGUUACAUUACAUUUAUAUUAAUAAUUUUCGUGAGAAACAGAACAAUGACAAGUGGCGACGAAUCUAUUAGUGAAAUACAACAAUUUUUUAAAGGAACUAACGUUUUCAUAACUGGCGCCACCGGAUUCAUUGGACACGUUUUAGUUGAAAAAAUUCUUAGAUCAUGUUUUGUAAACAAGGUGUACCUUUUAGUCAGGUCGAAGAAAAACAAAGACCCGCAGACUAGAUUACGUGAAAUGUUUAGUUCCCCGCUGUUUACGCGACUAUGGGAAGAGCAACCGGACUUCAUCGAAAAGGUAUUGCUUAUCACUGGCGAUUGCGUGGAACCGAAUCUAGGUUUAUCGGCUGCUGACGAAGAAUUCAUGGUCGCCAACAUGGAUAUUGUUAUUCACUGCGCCGCCACGAUCAAUCUGAAUGGACCACUUAAGCACACAAGUUUCAUCAAUGUCAGGUCUACCAAAGAUUUACUAUUGAUUGCUCGGCGUAUGCACAGACUUAAAUCAUUUGUGUAUGUGUCCACUGCGUUUUCGAACCCAAAUCAACCGAUUAUCGAAGAAAUAAUUUACGAUUGUCACAUACAAGGGGACGCUUUGAUCAACAUGGUCGAAAACAUGUCGGAUUCAGUUUUGAACUCGAUAACGCCCGAACUUUUAGGGACGUGGCCAAACACGUAUACGUUAUCGAAAUGCGUCGCAGAGAAUAUCGUAAAACAAUAUGGUCAAAAUAUGCCGAUAUGUAUCACUAGACCGUGCAUUGUCACGUUUACAGACAAAGAGCCGAUAACUGGAUGGGCAAAUACAAUGAAAAGUGUACCUGGUUUAUGUAUAGGGUUGGGAUUAGGAGCUAUACACGUGGUAUAUCUAGAUCCGAAAAUUCGAGUAGUAUUAAUACCAGCUGAUAAUGUGUCAAAUAUGAUUAUUACUGCAGCUCAUCAUGCGUCUAAGACACGUUCAAAACCUAUAAUCCCAGUAUUCAAUUUCGUUCCAAAUAAUAGUGCACCACUAUUGACAUACGGCCAGGGUUUAAAGUAUAUUAUGGAUAAUAUGUCGAAAAAUCAAUUAUAUUCCGAUAAACAGUUGUGGAAACCAAAUGUGGUUGUAGCAAGAUCAAAAGUAUCAUUUUCUAUACUUUUUUUUAUAUACCAUUAUUUACCAGCAUAUUUCAUUGAUUGUUGUUUAUGGAUUACGGGGAAUAAAAUGAGAGCAACAAAAAUAUACAAAAAAGUAAAAGUUAUGAUGAAUGAAAUGAUUUAUUUUUCUACCACUGACUUUAAUUUUGAUGACAGACAUUUAAAAGCUCUCAUAUCAUCACAGAGUGAUCAAGAUAAACAAUUAUUUAACUUGGAUAUAACAAACAUGAGAUGGGAUAAAUAUUUUUUAAAUUCCUCAUAUGGAAUAAAAAAAUAUAUCUUAAAAGACUCUGAAGAUCCAACAGUUGGCCAGAAACGAUACCAAAAAAUUAUGGUGGCUUAUUACAUGUUAUCUGCAAUUAUUUAUGGUUGUCUUUUGUAUUUAUCUUAUUUAUUAUUGAAAAUGGUAUUUCCUAUAAAUUAAUGUGUGUUUAAAACAUUAUAAAUAGAUAUUAAACAUUUAAUAUUAUAGAUUAACAUAUUAAAAUAAAUUUAAAAAAAGUACCUAUAAUAAUUAAUUUAAUAUUAGUAGUUUAUCAAAUUUUUAUUUUUGUUAUAUUUUUAGGUUUGUGUGCUCUUUUUUUUAUUAGAAACGCAUUUAUAAAUUAAAUAACAUUUCAUUCAGUUAUUAACUUCCUUAUAAUAAUUUUAUUAUACAAAUUAUAAUUUAUAAAAUUCAUACACCAUAAAAUAUCACCCUAUCCCUAUCAAUAUUUAUUUAUAUUCUAUAUGUAUAUCCUUUACUGAACCAAAUAUCAGUCAUUUUUUUAUAAAAAGUAGUCUUUGUAGCCCUUGUACACAUAUUUAUUUAUUUUGGGGAAAAAUAUAUUUGUUUUGUUAUUGAAUAAUUCAUUACGUACCUACCUAUUUACCUAUUUAACCAUUUAAACACGAAACUCUAAAAAGUUAUUUAACAUUAUCGUGUAAAUUAUAAUUAGUUACAAUAAUAUGUUAGGUGAAGUAUUGUGCAUAGUGCUUAUGAUUAUGAAAUUAAAAAAUUUACUAUCUAUCAAAAAUCUAAUCAAACGUUUGAUAGUGGAUUAACUGAAAAACUAAGGACAAUAUAUAAAAUAUGACACUAAAAUGAUAUUUUUCUUAAAUUUUCUAAAAAGUUAAUAAUAAUGAAUGUUAUUUAUUAUUGAUACAAUCACAUUGACUAUCAAACAAUAUUAUAUUCUGUGCGUAUUUUUAUCCAACAUUGAACAUUGGCAUGAAAAAAAAAAAAUUGUAAAAUUAGAUUGAAUAAAUUUAUCAUUUUUAUCUUUUA
This is a messenger RNA of Rhopalosiphum padi (bird cherry-oat aphid), 2548 nucleotides long. RefSeq names its product fatty acyl-CoA reductase wat-like. Gene Ontology annotation, biological process: long-chain fatty-acyl-CoA metabolic process. The transcript is spliced from 10 exons. Gene Ontology annotation, molecular function: alcohol-forming very long-chain fatty acyl-CoA reductase (NADP+) activity. Bases 197 to 1705 code for a protein of 502 amino acids. Gene Ontology annotation, cellular component: peroxisome. The record is from RefSeq and is a predicted model, not a curated record. NCBI's taxonomy places the organism in Eukaryota, Metazoa, Arthropoda, Insecta, Hemiptera, Aphididae.